Metopolophium dirhodum (rose-grain aphid) is the source of this 2040-nucleotide messenger RNA. RefSeq names its product ATP-dependent DNA helicase pif1-like. Gene Ontology annotation, molecular function: DNA helicase activity. The record is from RefSeq and is a predicted model, not a curated record. Bases 1 to 2040 code for a protein of 679 amino acids. Gene Ontology annotation, biological process: DNA repair; telomere maintenance. The transcript is spliced from 4 exons. Lineage: Eukaryota; Metazoa; Arthropoda; Insecta; Hemiptera; Aphididae.
AUGACAGAAGACUUUUUGAUUCGAAUGCGCCAUCACACAGGAAACUCUGAUUUGAUCAUAACAUUGGAAAUGUAUAAUGAGGCAUUAAUAGCGAUUGAAGAUAUGUGCCUUACGAUCGCCAAUAAAGCAUUGAGACAAUUAGGUAUGAUUUCACCCAAUCGUCCAAUGCAUGAUUUUUUCGAUCGAGAAUUGCGACGAGAACAUCAUUAUGAUAUCAAUGAAUUGCAAACAUUUGUGAAUUUAAAUGUUCCCAAAUUAAAUGAUCAUCAAAAAAAUGUAUACGAUACCAUCAUGCAAGCAGUACAAAAUGAAGCCGGUGGAUUGUACUUUUUGGAUGCGCCCGGUGGUAUGGGUAAAACAUUUGUAAUAUCACUCAUUUUGGCAAACAUUCGAGCGCAAGGGAAAAUUACAUUGGCACUUGCUUCGUCUGGAAUAGCUGCUACUCUGUUGGAUGGAGGACGAACAGCACACUCUGCAUUAAAAUUACCGUUAAAAGUGCAGGUGAUUGAGAAUCCCACGUGCAAUAUAUCAAGAAAUUCUGCGAUGGCGAAAGUUUUACAGCAAACAGCAAUUAUUUUAUUGGAUGAAUGUACGAUGACGCACAAAAAAUUACUUGAAGCAAUACACCGCACAAUGCAAGAUCUGCGUGGCAAUCAAAACAUUUUUGGUGGUGCAUUGAUAUUAUUGUCAGGAGAUUUUAGGCAAACACUGUCCGUAAUUCCACGCACAACACCGGCAGAUGAGAUCAAUGCGUGCCUUAAAUCUUCUUUCAUGUGGAGAUAUGUGCGAAAAUUUACGCUAAACAUAAACAUGCGUGUUCAGUUGCAGAAUGAUCAAUCUGCAGAUCGGUUUUCGAAGCAAUUGUUGGAAAUCGGAAAUGGCAAAGUUCAAAUCGAUAACACAAACGGUUUAAUUAGUUUGCCAAACAAUUUUUGUACAAUUCUCCAAUCAAAAGAAGAAUUGAUUGAACGAGUGUUUCCAAAUAUUAUCCAAAAUCACAGGAAUCACAAUUGGUUGAGUGGCGCAAUUCUGGCACCAAAAAAUGUGCAUGUCAAUGCUAUCAAUUAUCUCAUCCAAGAAAAAUUGCCUGGUGCAGUAAUAUCAUACAAAUCUAUUGAUAGCGCAUUGAAUGAAGAAGAUGCAGUCAACUAUCCAGUUGAAUUUUUGAAUUCGUUGGAACCACCCGGUAUACCGCCGCAUUUCUUGAAUUUGAAGGUCGGCUCAUCAAUUAUUUUACUACGGAAUUUGAAUGCACCAAAACUGUGCAACGGCACAAGAUUAUCUGUAAAAAGAUUGAUGCCGAAUUUAAUCGAAGCCACAAUAUUGACUGGCAAAGCGAAAGGGGAAUUUGUACUCAUCCCACGUAUUCCUCUGAUACCAACAGACAUGCCAUUUGAAUUCAAACGAUUGCAAUUCCCCGUGCGCCUAUCAUUCGCCAUGUCCAUCAAUAAGGCACAAGGACAAACGCUCCAAGUAUGCGACUGUGAUAUCGAAGCACCGCUGUCCACAUUUACUAGUCAAAAUGAGAUCAGCACAACAAGUACUGCUAUGUCUACAAAUUAUGACAUUGAAAUACCUCAAGGAACUGAUGACCAAAUGGCCCCUAAAAAACUAUCAGGUGCACAAAAUCAAAAAAGAAAAAAGAAUAUCGAGUUAGAAAAUAAAUUGUUAGCCACUCAAUGGAAAAAAUGGAUGAAUAAAUCAAAUCAAAGAAAUUCUUCAUCUAAUUCGACUAUUAAUUGUAAUGAGAAUAAUAGUAAUGAAGUUAUAGAGGAAAUUUUGAGUAAUGAAUUAUUAGAAAAUUCCGAUGAAUCGAUUUCUGUAAAUAAAAUAUUAAAAGAAACUGAAAUACUUGAUGCCUGCAAUGUGGAGAUUGAAAAAAAUAUUAAAAAUGAAUCUCAAGUUACCGAAGAAAUAUUCGAAAUUGAUUUUAAUGAUCCCUCUUCUUGGCCACCAAUUACUGAUAAAAUUCGUACAUUAUUGAUAAACCAUGGUCCUGAGACGUGUAAAACUCUGAUUUUUAUUUUUCUGAAAAUGUAA